AUGUUAAUAUCCACACUUUACUUUGUUUUAUUCUAUCAAGAAAUUGUGAGUGUUUUUAGUUGGGGACCGAUUGGUCAUAAUCUUGUUGCACGUCUUGCACAAAGUCAAUUAGAUUCAUCUACUAAUAAUUGGAUUCAAAAUUAUAUACCACGAAAUUUAUCAGGUGAUUUAAGUGCAAUUGCAUCAUGGCCUGAUAUAAUACUUUAUCCAAUGACAAAUCCACUAGACUACGAGAAUUGGCAAUGGUCUCUUGAAUUACAUUAUAUAAAUAUACCUGACUGGAGUUGUGAAUAUAUUUCAUCAAGAGAUUGUUUGAAUAAUAGAUGUCUUGAAGGAGCAUUAAAAAAUUAUUCACAAAGAUUAAUUGAUAAUAAUUAUGAUUAUGUACAACAACAACAAGCUCUUUUUUUUCUUGUUCAUUUUGUUGGUGAUGUACAUCAACCAUUACAUGGUGGAUUUAAAGGAGAUCUUGCGGGAAUAAAAACCACAGGUUUCUUUUUCAAUGAAGUAAAUCUAACAAAUCUUCAUAUAAUAUGGGAUGUUGAAAUAAUUAAUAUUCAUAUUAAUCGUCAUUUUCAAUCAGAUGUUAAUCUUUAUUAUCAAUAUUUGAAAUCUCUUAUGUUUAAUCAAUCUUUAUUAGUUAAUGAAACAUAUAAUGAUUAUAAAAAAUGGAUUGAUGAAAGUGUUGAUUAUGUUUGUAAACAAGUUUAUUUUGAUGAUAAUGAUAAUAAACUUGAUGUUUUAAAAAAAUUUGUAUUAGGUGAAAAGUAUUUCAAUCGAAAUUGGCCUCUUAUUGAUCAACGUUUAACACAAGCAGGUCGUCGACUUGCAUCAUUACUUAAUCAAUUAGAUAAAAAUCGAUCAUCAAAAAAACUUUCAUCAAAUAUUUUAGCUCUUAUUAUUGUUUUAUGUAUUGUAUUAUAUUUUGGUAUUAUUGUUAGUCUAAGUGUUUAUUUAUAUAGAAGGCACAAAAAAGGACAAUAUAAUGUUAUGACGCCUGAAUAA
Messenger RNA from Rotaria sp. Silwood1, 1005 nucleotides. Lineage: Eukaryota; Metazoa; Rotifera; Eurotatoria; Philodinida; Philodinidae. The record is from the annotation of a GenBank genome assembly.